Molecule: messenger RNA, 3076 nt
Organism: Cygnus atratus (black swan)
Lineage: Eukaryota; Metazoa; Chordata; Aves; Anseriformes; Anatidae
Gene: HNRNPU
Product: heterogeneous nuclear ribonucleoprotein U
Exons: 14
Coding region: 231-2765 (844 amino acids)
Biological process (GO): CRD-mediated mRNA stabilization; negative regulation of transcription by RNA polymerase II; positive regulation of transcription by RNA polymerase II
Cellular component (GO): mitotic spindle midzone; kinetochore; membrane
Molecular function (GO): transcription corepressor activity; ribonucleoprotein complex binding; promoter-specific chromatin binding
Source: RefSeq, a predicted model, not a curated record
CCCCGCGAGGCGCGUCUCCCUCGCGAGCUCGGUGAAAGGAUUUGGCGCCAGGCGGGUCCGCUCUGCAGCUGCCGCAGCCGCACGAAGCAGCCCAGCCGCGCCACCCACCCACCGCCGCCCGCCGCCGGGGCCUCGGCUCACAGCAGCUGCCGCCGCCGCCAGCCCGAGCCCGCCAGCCCGAGCCCAGAGCCGCCCGCGCGCCGCCCAGGGAUCGAGCCGCCGCCGCCGCCAUGAGCUGCUCGCCCGUGAACGUGAAGAAGCUGAAGGUGUCGGAGCUGAAGGAGGAGCUGAAAAAGCGGCGCCUCUCCGACAAGGGCCUCAAGGCCGACCUCAUGGAGCGGCUCCAGGCCGCGCUGGACCAGGAGGAGGCCGGCGGGGGAGGCCCCGCCAGCAGCGCGGCCGAGCCUGGCAACGGCAGCAUGGAGGGGGAGGCGGCCGAGAGCGGCGGGGGCGCAGCGCAGCUCCGCCAGGCGGGAGGCCCCGACCAGGCCGCGGCCUCCACGGCGGAGGACGACGACGAGGAAGGGCUGGAGGCGGCCGAUGGCGACGCCAUGGAGCUGGGCGAGGAGAACGGCGAGCGGGCGGGGGCCGGGGGCGGCCCGAUGGAGGAGGAGGCGGGCGGCGAGGAGGAGGAAGAGGAGGAGGAGGAGGACGAGAACGGCGACGACCAGGGCUUCCAGGAGGGCGAGGACGAGCUGGCCGACGAGGAGGAGGCCGCGGCCGGCGACGCCAACGGGCACGGCGAGCAGCCGCCGCAGCCCCAGCAGCCGCAGCCCCAGCAGCAGCAGCAGCAGCAGCCCCCGCCGCUCCUCCAGCCGCGCGGCGCCGCCAAGGAACCCGCGGCCAAGAGCGCUGGCGGCGCCUCGGGCCCCCCAGCGGCGGCCUCGGCGGGCCCCGCCAAGCAGCAGCAGCAGCAGCAGAAGAAAGCGGAAGGCGGCGGCGGCGGCGGCCGCCCGGGGGCUCAGGGCGCCGGGGGAGAUGCCAAGGUGGAGCAAAAACCGGGAGAGAAGAAGAGGGGCGUGAAGAGACCACGGGAGGACCAUGGCCGUGGGUAUUUCGAGUACAUCGAGGAAAAUAAGUACAGCAGGGCCAAGUCCCCUCAGCCACCUGUUGAAGAAGAAGAUGAGCAUUUCGAUGACACAGUAGUUUGUCUUGAUACUUAUAACUGUGACCUGCAUUUUAAAAUCUCAAGAGACCGGUUUAGUGCUUCCUCACUGACCAUGGAAAGCUUUGCUUUCCUUUGGGCUGGUGGGAGAGCCUCCUAUGGAGUUUCUAAAGGCAAAGUCUGCUUUGAGAUGAAGGUUACAGAAAAGAUUCCUGUUAAACACCUGUAUACAAAAGACAUUGACAUACAUGAAGUGCGAGUUGGCUGGUCACUGAACACAAGUGGAAUGUUGCUGGGUGAAGAAGAAUUUUCUUACGGAUAUUCUCUAAAAGGAAUAAAGACAUGCAAUUGUGAGACUGAAGACUUUGGUGAGAAGUUUGAUGAAAAUGAUGUGAUUGGAUGUUUUGCUAACUUUGAUGGUGAUGAAGUGGAACUCUCAUAUUCCAAGAACGGACAAGAGCUCGGCGUUGCAUUCAAAAUCAGUAAGGAAGCUCUUGAUGGGCGCCCACUCUUCCCACACGUUCUCUGCCAUAACUGUGCAGUUGAGUUCAACUUUGGUCAGAAGGAGGAACCUUACUUUCCUGUACCUGAAGAGUACACCUUCAUCCAGAAGGUCCCCCUGGAGGACAGGGUCCGAGGACCAAAGGGGCCUGAGCAAAAGAAAGAUUGUGAGGUGGUGAUGAUGAUUGGCUUGCCUGGAGCUGGCAAGACUACAUGGGUUACUAAACAUGCAGCAGCAAAUCCUGGGAAAUACAACAUUCUUGGGACAAAUACUAUUAUGGACAAAAUGAUGGUUGCAGGUUUUAAGCGUCAGAUGGCAGACACCGGAAAACUUAACACACUGUUGCAGAGAGCUCCACAGUGUCUUGGAAAGUUCAUUGAGAUUGCAGCUCGUAAGAAGCGGAAUUUCAUUUUGGAUCAGACAAAUGUGUCUGCAGCUGCGCAGAGGAGAAAAAUGUGCCUGUUUGCAGGCUUCCAGCGCAAAGCAGUUGUUGUUUGCCCAAAAGAUGAAGACUACAAGCAAAGAACACAAAAGAAGGCAGAGGUGGAGGGAAAAGAUCUUCCAGAGCAUGCAGUUCUCAAAAUGAAAGGGAACUUCACACUGCCAGAGGUAGCAGAAUGUUUUGAUGAAAUAAUCUAUGUAGAGUUGCAAAAAGAAGAAGCUCAGAAGCUCUUGGAACAAUAUAAAGAAGAAAGUAAGAAAUCUCUUCCGCCAGAAAAGAAACAGAACACUGGCUCAAAGAAAAACAAGAAGAGCAAUAAAAAUCAGUUUAAUAGAGGUCAGAGGGGACGUGGAGGAUUCAACAUGCGUGGCAACUUCAGAGGAGGAGUCCCUGGCAAUCGUGGUGGAUACAACCGGAGGGGAGGCAACAUGCCUCAGCGAGGUGGCGGAGGUGGUGGCGGCGGCGGUGGCAGCAGCGGCGCAAUUGGCUACCCGUAUCCUCGUGGCCCUGUCUUUCCAAGCAGAGGUGGCUACUCGAACAGAGGGAACUAUAACAGAGGUGGAAUGCCCAACAGGGGAAACUACAACCAGAACUUCAGAGGAAGGGGAAAUAAUCGUGGCUACAAAAACCAAUCUCAGGGCUACAACCAGUGGCAGCAGGGUCAAUUCUGGGGUCAGAAGCCAUGGAGUCAGCAUUAUCACCAAGGAUACUAUUGAAUACCCAAAUAAAUGAACUGAUACAUAUUUCUCCAAAACCUUCACAAGAAGUCGACUGUUUUCUUUAGUAGGCUAACUUUUUAAACAUUCCACAAGAGGAAGUGCCUGCGGGUUCCUUUUUUAGAAGCUUUGUGGGUUGAUUUUUUUCUUUUCUUUUUUUGUACAUUUUUAAUUGCAGUUUUAAAGUGAUUCGUAAGAGAACCUCAGCAUUGUGCACGAUAAGAGAAUGUGUCAGUAUUUCAGGGUUCUACAUUUUAUCUGUAAAAUGUGACUUUUUUUUUACCACAACAAAAGUAAAACGUUGCUUUGUA